GUGGGAGGCAGCUCUGACUCCGCGCCCCACCGCUCCCCUCGGGCUGUUGCAGGGCAGCUCCCUGCUGGCAGCCCAACCAGGAACCGCUGGAGGAGGCAUGGGAGACCUGUAAAGUGUAUCUGCUGUUUGCUAAACUGGAGGCAACUGAAAGUCUUAGACUGUUCAGAUCACUACAGUGAAAAUCCUUGGAAAUGCUACCAUUUCAUCCUGCUGCUUAAUAAAACAGAGCAGUGGUCAACAUAGCGCAAGGAGGAGAAAUGGUUUUGUGUGCUUCAUGGGCCAGAUGUCAUUCAUAUAACAGUGGAAGGCUUUAUCAGCUCUUGCCGAGGCUUUCCCCUGCACUCAGCACUCAAGGCUGGAGCUAUAGUGGAGGAAAAUGGAGCCUGCAGAUCUCCUGGCAUUUGCCUCUGUAGAAAUGAAUAGUACAAGAAUCACUCUGGCUUUGCUGGUGGUCUUCCUGGUCCUGCUGUAUUGGUACUCCACCUCUGCAUUCUCCAAACUAAGCAGAGUCGGGAUCCGACAUCCUCCACCUCUUCCUUUCAUUGGAAAUCUGCUCUUUUUCAGUGAGGGUUUUUGGGAAAACCACACAAAACUCAUUACAGAAUAUGGACCUGUUUGUGGGUAUUACAUUGGUCGCCAGAUGUUUGUGGUGGUCUCCUCACCAGACAUGAUCAAGCAAAUCUUAGUGACAGACUUCAGUAACUUCACCAACAGAACUAAGCCGAACUUGAUUUCCAAGCCAAUGCUUGACAGCAUCCUUUGUCUUCGAGAUGACAGAUGGAAGUAUGUGCGGAGCCUCCUGACCCCAGCGUUCAGCGACACCAAACUGAAAGAGAUGACACCACUAAUAAACCAGGCCUGUGACAUCCUGCUGUGUAACUUGAAAGUCUACGCAGAUUCUGGCAAAGCUUUUGAUAUCCAGAGGUGUUACAACUGCUUUACGUUGGAUGUCGUUGGUAGCGUAGCUUUUGGUACUGAUGUGGAUUCCAAGAAGAAUCCUGAUGACCCCUUUGUUAAGAAUUGUAGAACAUUCUUUGAAAUGUCUUUGUUUAAGCCUCUCCUCAUUCUAAUCCUUUCUUUCCCAUUCAUAAUGAUCCCACUGCUACGCAUUUUUCCAAACAAGAAACAAAAGGAACUGAAUGGAUUUUUUAUCCAAACCAUAAAAAAUGCAAUUGUCUACAGGCACCAGCAAGAUGCAGCUGAGAGGCGCAGUGAUUUUCUCCAGUGGAUGCUUGACUCCCGUGACUCAGCCGACUCUCUGGCAGCCGGGUGUUCUGAUGUGAUCAGCCCAUCUGCUGCUUCCAGGCAGAAUGAGGCGCCUCUUCCUGGCAGGGCCCCAUCUGAAAAGGUUCAGAAGACAUUAACAGAGGAUGAGAUAGCAGGCCAAGCUUUCCUGUUCCUGAUUGCUGGGUAUGAGACCACCACUAGCACGCUGUCCUUUGCCACAUACUUGCUAGCCACCAACCCAGAGUGCCAAGAGAAGGUGCUUCAGGAAGUUGAUGAGUUCUCUGCAAAACACAUGGUCCCUGAUUACCAAAAUGUACAAGAACUCUCUUAUCUGGACAUGGUGAUUGCAGAGACAUUGCGCAUGUACCCACCUGCAUUCAGAUUCACUCGGGAAGCAGCUAAAGACUGUGUAGUGCUGGGGCAGCAUAUUCCAGCUGGGGCUGUCAUUGAAACUGCAGUUGGACACCUCCACCAUAAUCCUGAGUUCUGGCCAGAGCCUGAGAAGUUCAUUCCUGAGAGGUUUACAGAGGAGGCCAAGAAGAAACGACAUCCCUUUGCAUAUCUGCCCUUUGGGGCAGGACCUCGUGGCUGCAUUGGCAUGAAAAUGGGUUUGUUGGAGACAAAAAUGACUCUGCUGAGGAUUUUGCAGAAGUUUCAAUUCAAGACCUGCCCAGAGACUGAGAUUCCUUUAAAGCUCAAAUCAAAAGCCACACUUGGACCAAAAAAUGGAGUCUACAUUAUGCUAGAAUCUCGCUAAAAGAAAAUGCACAUCCUGAAGCCUACUGGGAUGAGACCCUUUGUUAGUGACUCACUAACGAAAUAUAAUUAUUUUUCAAAACCCCAAAGACAGCUAGGAGCCUAAGUCCCACUGAUGGUCAGUAGGUGCUUCCUCAGUGCCCUCCUGUGGGAGAGCCUCCAGUCACCUUUUAAAAUGGGCUCCACAGUCUUUUUUGGCAGUUUUCAAAUCACUGUGAAUAGCAUCUGUAAAGUAGCAUCCCACUUUCACUUGCUUUUCACUCAUCUUUGAGAAUGCUUUCCUCCUGCUCAAUUUCAACAAAUGGAGCAGGUGUUAAGCGUACAAGCAAUUUAAAAUAGAUUUUAAUUACAAUUCAUUAUAUGGCACAUCCUUCUCAUGCACUUCAAAGUUUCUACUCUAGAGAAAGCCCAAAAGGCACCACAAUUACAACAGAAAACCUGAGAUGCAGUGCAUUGGAUUUUGUCAUCAACUCUGCUAACAAUCAAAGCUGAGGCUCCUGCACAAUGCUUAAUCUCUUCCUGUGUCUGUAAAAUGGAAAGAGUUGCACCUCCUUCAUGCUUUGAAGUGAUUUUAUAUACACUUAAAUUAACAAUUUGCACUUGGCACGUUGCAUUGAUAGAGGAAUGAGGAGUUUCCCUGCUUACCAGUUAAGUUCCAGUAGCUAAGACCAAGGAAAUGAGCUGACUGCCAUUUUGCUGGCUACUGAACUGCUGUUGGAAAACUGGAGAAAAAGAAGAUACAAAUUUAAAACAAGCAGGAAAACCGAAG
Messenger RNA from Corapipo altera (White-ruffed manakin), 2752 nucleotides. RefSeq names its product thromboxane A synthase 1 (gene TBXAS1). The record is from RefSeq and is a predicted model, not a curated record. Lineage: Eukaryota; Metazoa; Chordata; Aves; Passeriformes; Pipridae. Gene Ontology annotation, molecular function: iron ion binding; oxidoreductase activity, acting on paired donors, with incorporation or reduction of molecular oxygen; heme binding. The transcript is spliced from 15 exons. The coding region runs from base 377 to 1984 and encodes 535 amino acids.